AUAAUUAUCUACAUUCGCCAGAUGCCGGAUGUAGAUAAUUAUAUCAGAAAUUUUUGAUGUGGUUUCCGGUCUAGCAUUGUACCCAGCAAACAACUCGCAAUUCACGUCAGUCUCUACUUGCCUCUCGUUGAAAAUAGUCGAUCCACUCUCUGUAAAAAAUAAAAAAUGUUUCUAUGCAGCAUUUGCGGCAAAGUGUUUUCCAGGAAAGAUAGCCUGUCCAGGCAUAUGAAGAGAUGUGCUAAUGGCGAGUUUUUUUUUUAUUUUAUUUUUAUAUUGUGCAAUAUUAAAUGUUUUUUCUAUUUUUUAUUUUAGCCAAUGAAAUCCAAACUGCUACGCCCCAAACCAGCGCGGACGUUUGUGCUGGCCCCAGUAAACAUACGUGCGAAAAAUGCUCGAAAGUGUUCACUAGAAAAUCCGAUGUAAAACGACAUAUGAGGAUUUGUAAUGUUAAACAAACUGGGAAAUCUUACAUCUACAUCGCAAACUAAUAUGGACUCUAUCAAUCUUACGUGUGAAAAAUGCUCGAAAGCGUUCAGCAGAAAGGAUAAUUUAGGCAAGCAUAUGAAGAUUUGCAAAGGAGCCCUCAACGCCAAUCAACCUGAAACAAAAAAUUUAGAGAAGACCUCUCUGAAAAGAACAAGCUCUCCCACUAACAUCAAUCAGGCGGAGCCAGAGUCUUCGGUGCCAAAGAGAGCUAGACUUGGUUUCAAUAACGAACACCUGGUAAUGCAGGAGGAAGGUGUUUACUUAGUUAAAACCUCAUAUAAAAACCGAAUUGCUACAUAUCGGCUUUUAUCGAAAAAAGAUCCUAUCAGCGUUAAUGAUUUUUUAGCUAAUCUCCGUGAAAAAAUCAUUGCGCUGGUAAGAUGCCAAAUCGAAAGAUUUGGUAAUGUGAAAGUCGGUAUGGAGCUUUUCGGGCGUUUCCUCCUGCAGACAAAAGAAGUGGAGGAAACCAAGUCCUUUGGCAGCCGAUUUAGGGGAGCAAGCCAAGGCACCGAUUUGGAGGAGCUGUUUGAUCAGUUCACCACUAUCAUUAAGCGGAUAUUCCAGGAGUUUAAUGAAAAAGAUAGUGGUUGGACUGUUCAGCAACUCAAUAAAAUCAACCUACUAAAAGCCUCAUCUUACAUACCAUUACCGAAGGAAAUAGAAGCGAAAAGGGCUGUGUUGAACAUACAAAACACUGACCAGAAAUGUUUUGUAUGGUCGGUUUUAGCCGCCUUUCACCCAGUUCCCCGAACUCAGAACGCCAACCGAGUUCAGAAUUAUCAAUCUUUCGAACAGGAAUUGGAUGUGACAGGUAUAGAUUUUCCGAUAUCUUUGAAACAGGUGUCAAAAUUCGAACAACUCAAUAAUAUUUCUAUUAAUGUUUAUGGACUCGAGAAGGGUUAUAAACAUGAUAGGAAUAUUAAAUUUACGAAUUUCGAACGAAAAUUAAAAGUGCCUUUUGUUGUAUACGCUGAUUUUGAAACUAUUUUGGAACCUAUACAAACAGAGCAAAACGAGUUGGAUCCUGAAAUUUCCUAUACGGUGAAAACACACCAACACGUUCCUUAUUCUUUUGCCUAUUACAUUAAAUGCGAUUUUGAUAAUUCUCAGUCGAUUUUCAAGACUUUUAGGGGACCUGAUGCACAUAAAGUUUUCAUAGAUUGGUUAGAGACUGAUUGUAAAUCAAUCUACAAUCGAUUUAUGAAAAAUAUUGUAUCCAUGUCUCCUCUCAGUAGCGUACAAGAAGCCGAGUUUUAUCAGAUGACACACUGUCAUAUUUGCGAAAGACCAUUUAAUGUAGAAGAUGAAAGAGUAAGGGACCACUGUCAUCUAACAGGAAAAUAUCGAGGUGCGGCUCACUCUGUUUGUAACCUAAAUUUUAAAGUACCUAAUUUUAUUCCUGUGUUCUUCCACAACAUGUCAAAUUUUGACAGCCAUCUUUUUAUAAAAGAAUUGGCUGUGGAGGAAGAACGAUUGGACGUCAUCCCCCAAAACAAAGAAAGAUAUAUUUCUUUUACAAAAUAUAUUAUGGUGGGGGAUGACAACGAUCAGGAAAAGCGACAACAAAAGAUAUUUUUAAAAUUAAGAUUUUUGGACAGUUUUCGAUUCAUGGCAUCAAGUCUAGAUAAACUAAGUCAAAAUUUAACGUCUCAACAGUGUCGCGAAGUUAGGAAGUAUUUCCCUAACGAAGAAGAAUUUAAGGUUAUUCGUAUGAAGGGUGUUUUCCCAUAUUCGUACGUAGAUUCCUUUUCCAAAUUAGACGAUACCAAGCUUCCACCCAUUGAUGGCUUCUAUAACGAACUUAGAAAAGAAGCCAUCAAACAAGGAGAUUACGAGCGUGCAUUGAACGUAUGGAAUUUAUUUAAAUGUCAAACUUUAGGCGAAUAUUCAGAUAUAUAUUUAAAAUCCGACGUACUAUUAUUAACUGAUGUUUUUGAGAAUUUUAGAGAGGUGUGUCUACAAACAUACGGUCUAGAUCCUUGUCAAUACUUCACCGCACCAUCUCUGUCCUUUGACGCGGCCUUGAAAACCACCUCUAUCGAGCUGAAAUUAUUGACAGAUCUAGACAUGAUACAUUUCUUUAAACACGGGAUUCGCGGCGGUGUCAGUCAAUGUAGUGUUAGAAAAGCUAUCGCGAAUAAUAAAUUUAUGUCUAUAUACGACGCUUCCAAACCUACUUCCUACAUUAUGUACUUGGAUGCUACCAAUUUAUAUGGUGCAGCCAUGUCGCAAUAUCUACCAACAGGUAACUUUACGUGGCUAACAGAAGAAGAAAUUUCAAACUUAAAUUUUAUGAAUAUCGAUAAAAAUUCUAAUAUAGGUUAUGUUUUUGAAGUCGAUUUAGAGUAUCCGGAGCAUUUACAUGAUUUACACAACGAAUUACCCUUUUGCCCAGAGUCCGUUCAACCAGAGGGAUCUAAAGUUUCAAAAUUAAUCCCCAAUUUUAAUUCUAAAGUUAGAUAUGUAAUUCAUUAUCAAAAUUUACAACAAGCGUUGAACCAUGGUCUGAAACUUGCCAAAAUUCAUCGCAUUUUAUCAUUUAAUCAAUCUCCCUGGUUGAAAACCUACAUUGAUCUAAAUACAGCAAAGCGUAAUAACGCUGAAAAUAAGUUUGAAAAAGAUUUUUUCAAACUUAUGAAUAACGCUGUAUUUGGAAAGACAAUGGAGAACGUGGAGAAACGGGUAAAUAUUAAGUUAGUUACCCACUGGGAAAAUAUUGGUAGAAAGCUAGGGGCAGAAGCGUACAUUUCCAAACCGCAUUUUAAAGACUUGACGAUUUUUAGCGAGAAUUUAGUCGCAAUACAUAUGGCUAAACAGAAAAUCGUAUAUAAUAAACCUAUUUACGUAGGUUUUUCAAUUUUGGAAAUUUCCAAAACUAUUAUGUAUGAUUUUUUGUAUAGUUAUAUUAAACCAAAGUACGGUAAUAAAGCCUCACUGCUCUACACUGACACCGAUUCUCUAAUUUUACAAAUUCAAACCGACAAUUUUUAUGAUGACAUGCGCGAAAAUUUGGAUAGAUUCGAUACGUCAAAUUACUCGCAAAACAAUCCACACGAUAUUCCUGUAAAUUCGUCUGUAAGCAAUGCCGUAUGA
Messenger RNA from Sitophilus oryzae (rice weevil), 3579 nucleotides. RefSeq lists its product as uncharacterized. The transcript is spliced from 9 exons. Gene Ontology annotation, molecular function: nucleotide binding; nucleic acid binding. The coding region runs from base 445 to 3579 and encodes 1044 amino acids. The record is from RefSeq and is a predicted model, not a curated record. NCBI's taxonomy places the organism in Eukaryota, Metazoa, Arthropoda, Insecta, Coleoptera, Curculionidae.